This is a messenger RNA of Alosa alosa (allis shad), 5443 nucleotides long. It is a transcript of the gene fgd1, whose product is annotated as FYVE, RhoGEF and PH domain containing 1. The record is from RefSeq and is a predicted model, not a curated record. The coding region runs from base 1192 to 4218 and encodes 1008 amino acids. The transcript has 17 exons. Gene Ontology annotation, biological process: cytoskeleton organization; filopodium assembly. Lineage: Eukaryota; Metazoa; Chordata; Actinopteri; Clupeiformes; Clupeidae. Gene Ontology annotation, molecular function: guanyl-nucleotide exchange factor activity; metal ion binding. Gene Ontology annotation, cellular component: cytoplasm.
CUUGGUUUCAUAUGUCGACGCACACGGGAGCAGGGGAAGGAGGAGGGGGAUACGCUUGGAAUUGCAGUUUGACGGCGUCGUCGAAAAGUUCCACACAAAGAAUGGACCAGCAGCCGGUAGGGACUGGGGGACAAACUUUCUUGGAUUUGAUGGAGGGCAGUUUCUUUCAAGGCCGUCGAUAUAUGGAGCAUUAAAUGUGGACUUCUCUGGAGAGGCACACGAGAAGGAUUCAAUUUUUUUUCAUACGGAUUUGGAUCUAGCUUGAAGGAGCUGAGUGAGCACAUUUUGGGGUAACAUCUCGAGAGGAAAUGGGGAGAAAAGUAAAAAUAAGUGAGGAGUAGGCUAGACUGCUUCAUCCUCGCUUUAAUGAACUUGUGCAUGUCCUAAUAUCCUAGGCUAGAGUACUUCUAUUUUCACAUAGCGUUGCAUGCUUUAAAACGAUGACAUUAUUUACUUACUGUUAGAUGAAUGAAUUGAGGCACAAUAUUCAGAAAGCUGUCAGGGCUUUGUUUAGGCAUGACUACUGUUGAGCGAGUGCAGGGUAGCAUUUCUGUUGGUGAAAUUUGAGUAUGAAAGAGUUUAAAUGUUGGUUCAAAGGGGUAGGCUACUUUGUAGCACUGGGGCGAUGUAACUCUUAAGUGAAGUUAAGUAUUUUCGUUCGUUUCGUUGAGAAUCUACAACCCCUCCCCAGGAUUUGUUUUAAUUGUACAAUAUAGUGAUAGGCCUAUCGAUAAAGCAUAUGGCUAAGAACAGCUGUCUUUUGACGAUUGAAACGGUGCAGAGAUGAUGUGGCUAUGAUCCAUUAUAACCGGCGACUUAGACUGAACAAUUGCUAUGUUUGACCUACAUGUGACGUGAAUCACCCUGUCUUUGAUGGCGUUUUUUGUCGUUCAGGGAGAUUCUGAUCGUAAUUACACUUUCACAGCACAGAUUCGGUGCACACAAGCUGGACACUGCCUUUCGGUGCGAAGAUUGUUUUUCAGUUUAGUUUGUAGUCCACAACUGGACAACAACGAUAUUCCAGUGGCCACUACCGGGACAGGCAUCUUGACUGAGAGCCUGAUGGUCGACCAAGACCACUCUGCAAAUUCAGUUUUUUGCCGGAUUUGAUGCUGAGCCUGGAAUCUACCUUAAUUUGCUUUUAAACGGAGAACGCCACAUCCUGUGUUUUAUGCCUGACUGUGACCAGGCAUGCAGCUGAAUCGACCAAAGAGCGCUCUAAUCAGCUUCACUCCACCGCUGUUGCCCUCAGAGACACCACAUUCCUUUUCUAGUCAGUUCAAAACAAUGCGGUUUUCAUACCACAUCAGCAGCGGCUUGCCGAGUCCUCAACCGGUCCUGCGAAGGAUAGGCCCCUCUUCCUCUAGUCCUCGGCUCCUAACAAAGAGCCUCUCCCUGGAGCCUGGAACUGGUCCUUGCCUUGGGGCGCACGAGACCCCCCAACGUCUCUGCUCUGACCCCGGUCCUCUAGGGCCUCAGCACUGCAAUGGCACCAGUGAGAACGGAGCACAAGACACGCCCCCCAUGGCCCCAAAAACACGGCCGCCUUUGCCUGGUCCAAAACCACAAGUGCCCCCGAAGCCACCUCAUCUACAGCAGAGUGCACGGCGCCCCCGGCCCCCAGACAAACCUCUGCCCCCACCACCGCCCUGCAGGCCACUCCCGGCGGACCCCCGCGCACCGCGGUCUGCAACCCCCCGGGCCGAGGGGACAUCGUCCCCCACCUGUGUCCACUCCCUCAUUGAGAAAUUUGAGAGAGAGCAAAUCAUCGUUGUGCCAGAUAUCACAGGAGGGGUGAUGUGUAUCCCAAGAGUCCCUGAGCAGCAAUCAGGAAGUGGUGCUAGUACCCCCCCAGUUUCAGACACCCCCCUGCCUUGCCCCCUCCCUCAGGACGUGCUGGAGAUGCCACUGUCUUCCGCUGAGAAGGAGAAAGAGGACAAGGAGGAGGAACUGGACGACAACGAGGCGGAGAGCGAGGAGCUUGGCGCCUCUUGCUCGGAAAAACGCCUGUCUAUGGAGUCAGGCUAUAGUGCUUCCGACAAACUAUUGGAUGCAGUGGAGAUGAGAGAUCUGAUGGCGAGCCAGUCAGAUGUCCCGUCCGACCGGCUGUCCCUCCCCCCUCAGCAGACGGACGGGAAGCUGGCCAAUAGGGACAGUGGCAUCGACAGCAUCAGCUCCCCAUCUCACAGUGAGGAGUUGUGCUUCGCCGGCGACGAUGACAGGGUUGGCCCUGAACGCGAGAUCUAUCCCUGCAGCCCUCUGCCGACUCUUCCUCGCCUCUCCUCCUCAUCCUCGUGCGGCUAUGCAGAUGGGCAGGGACAGGAAGGUGGGGCGUCCAGUGGAGGAGCGCGAGACUCGGAAGGAGACAGCGACCUUGAGGAGGGGAGUGGAGAUGAAAGCGAGAUCAAUCCCAUGGCCCUGCAGCCUCUCGCCCUUCCCAAAACAGAAAGGCAAGACUCCGCUGAGCUGUCGAUUCAACAGAGGGUGUUCAACAUCGCCAACGAGCUGCUGCACACAGAGAAGGCCUAUGUGGCGCGGCUGCACCUCUUGGACCAGGUGUUCUGCGCCCAGCUGAUGGAGGAGGCGCGGGCACGAGGCUCCUUCCCCUGCGAGGUGGUCAUGGGAAUCUUCUCCAACAUCUGCUCCAUCUACUGCUUCCACCAGCAGUUCCUGCUGCCAGCGCUGGAGAAACGCAUGGAGGAGUGGGAGCAGAAUCCUCGUAUUGGGGACAUCCUGCAGAAGCUUGCUCCCUUUCUGAAGAUGUAUGGGGAGUAUGUGAAAAAUUUCGACCGAGCCAUGGAGCUGGUGAACACCUGGAUGGAGCGCUCAUCUCAGUUUAAAGCCAUCAUUCACGAUAUCCAGAAAGAAGAACGGUGUGGAAACCUGACCCUGCAGCACCACAUGCUGGAGCCGGUGCAGAGGAUCCCGCGCUACGAGCUCCUGCUCAAAGACUACCUGCACAGGCUCCCUGAGGACGCUGACGACUUCAAGGAUGCACAAAAAUCUCUGGAGCUGAUCGCCACAGCUGCCGAGCACUCCAACGCAGCCAUCAGGAAGAUGGAGCGCAUGCGAAAGCUGUUGAAGGUGUACGAGUUGCUCGGAGGAGAAGAGGAUAUCGUAAACCCUACUAAUGAGCUCAUUAAGGAGGGGCACAUCCUCAAACUCUCGGCCAAAAAUGGAACCUCACAGGAUAGAUACCUCAUACUGUUCAAUGACAGGUUACUGUACUGUGUUCCAAAGUUGCGACUCAUAGGGCAGAAAUAUGGAGUCAGGGCCCGGAUAGAUGUAGACGGCAUGGAGCUGAAAGAGACCAGCAGCAUGAACGUCCCAAGGACAUUCCUUGUGUCAGGGAAGCAGCGUUCGCUGGAGCUUCAGGCCAGGACUGAAGAGGAAAAGAAGGAUUGGAUUCAGGCUAUACAGGCUACUAUCCAGAGGCAUGAACAGACUAUGGAGACGUUCAGGAUGCUGAAUUGUUCCUUCCGCGAAGAGGACUACACUCCUCCCAACUCUCCUAACUGCACAGAACUAGGGAAGCGUGCCCCAACACCUAUCCGAGAGAAGGAGGUGACUCUGUGUAUGAAGUGUCAAGAGCCGUUCAACUCCAUCACCAAGAGACGCCACCACUGCAAAGCCUGUGGCCAUGUGGUGUGCGGAAAAUGCUCAGAGUUCCGUGCUCGCCUGUUGUAUGACAACAACCGAGCAAACCGUGUGUGUGUGGACUGCUACACCACGCUUGUGGGAGUGCCUCCUUCUCCUGCCAGCUUGAUUAGCAGUACCCAGAGACGUCGCUCCAUCCUGGAGAAACAAGCCUCCGUGGCAGCAGAAAACAGCAUCCUCUGCAGUUUCUUGCACCACAUGGAGAAAGGAGGGGGGCGUGGCUGGCAAAAAGCCUGGUUUGUCAUUCCAGAGAAUGAACCUUUGGUGCUCUACAUCUAUGGUGCACCACAGGAUGUGAAAGCCCAGCGCAGUAUUCCUCUUAUUGGGUUCGAAGUCUCCCUCCCAGAGCCAUGUGACCGGCUGGAGCGCCGCCAUGCCUUCAAGAUGAGCCAGAGUCACCUGACGGUCUACUUCAGCGCCGACAGCGAGGAGCUGCAGCGACGCUGGAUGGAGGUCCUAUCACGAGCCGGCAGAGGGGAGGAACUACAGUCCCACGGGCCAAUCUCAGAGGCCCUGGAGGAAGAGGGGGAGGAGCUAGCCCCUGUGGGAGAAAGCACAUGAUUUGUCUAUAAACAAAAAAUAUUACAGAUAUCAUCCCCUUUUGCACACACUCGAAAAACUUAACAAAAACACGAGCGCACAUGAACAGUUACAAACCACAGACACACCCUCUCAGACAUACAGACACACGUCAAAACACACACACACACACACACACACGCUCACUUCUCUGUACUAAGUGUCAGUUGUCAGUUGCAUGCAAUAUCUACAAGGUACGUUUCUCCGUGUAUUGCUCAUCUUGUGAGUGACCAGUGUUUGCAAUCCUGCCAAAGUGUACACACCCUCAAAGAAGACGCAUCAGAGACAAAACACCAUAUACGCUCUUACUGAAUAGAAACCCCCCCUUUCCCUCUGGCUAGCGAUACUUCUUCUGUUGUUCAGUUGCAUAGCACCCCACUCUUUCUGCCAAACUUUGCUGUGUUGUUUAUUAAUGAGUGAGGUCUGUUUGGGGUGGAGUGUUUGUAACUUUGUUCUUGCUGGCAGAAGGAUUGUGAUAUUUCUUACUUCGCUGUGACAGUUCUGUUAAUAUCAUUGAGUGUAUUUACAUGGAAAGGAGCAGUCAAGUUCAGUUGUGGGAUAUGGCGAGCUUAAGGACGGCGAGAGGAGUAGAGAGAAGAGGACAGGAGAGGAUAUGCCACUGUUAGCCUCCAUGCUGAUGACACUCCAGCUUGCACAAUGAGAGAGACUGCAGUGUGUCACUGAUGGGUAAUGGCGCCAAGGGUUUUAGAGACUUUGUAUUUUUUAGAGAGAUGUAUGUACGUACGUAUAAUCUGGCAAUAGGUCCCUGUCCUGUUAAGGUUCCCAUAGUGGUGCUUGUACAAGCAUAUACAUAGACACUUUAAAGAACACCUAGAAGGGGCCAAAUGGCUCUGUGUUAUUGUGCAAAAUCUCCCAUAGACAGGGCAACUCCCAAGGGUGCUGUAUUAUGAGCUUAAAGACCAAUCAAGCAAUUCAGCCACUUUUAACAAUCUUAUUAGAGUCAGUGUCUAGUGCCUGUCCAGUGUGCUAGACACAGGCUUGAGAGGGCUAAUGGCCCUCAGCACUGUAGAGGGGAUUUGCUUUUUUAUGAUGACCAAGUCCUAUUUUACUAAACAGCCCCUCUGCCAUCCAGUGGAGUGCGGCUGUAUUACAGCGUCUUUAUAAGGCUGGCUAACGUUUUUCCCCUCAAUCAAUUGUACAGAAAGGAGAUUAAAAACUCCCCAAUAAGAAAACAAUUUUUCACUGA